This is a messenger RNA of Caenorhabditis bovis, 1632 nucleotides long. The record is from the annotation of a GenBank genome assembly. NCBI's taxonomy places the organism in Eukaryota, Metazoa, Nematoda, Chromadorea, Rhabditida, Rhabditidae.
AUGAUUUUAAUAUUUUUCUUGCUUUCGAUUGCGAAAAUUUGCAUUUGCUUUGAUGAUGAGUUUUUGGCGAAAAUCGGCGAUGUUGAGAAUGCCGAAUUGAUCGCGAAACUCAAUGGAUUCGAGAUUGAGAGGAAGCUGCAAUCCUAUGAUGAUUUGUUCAUUUGCCGACAAAGGCAUCAUCGAAAAAAGCGGGCGAUUGAGGAUGAGAUUGUUGAGCAGUUGAUGCUCAGCCAGCAGAUCGAGCUCAUCGAGAAGCUUCGCAAAUUUCGACGAUGUAAAAGGAAGGCGUUUAUGGCUGGAAAACUGCCGACGCACGUGUGGAAUUUGCAACCGUCGAUGAGAAUUCGUGAGGCUUGGAAGGCCGGCUUCAACGCCACACAGGUUACGGUGGCGAUCGUGGAUGAUGGCGUCGACGUUGAGCACGUCGAUCUUCGCCAUUCGUUCACACCAGACGUCUCAUUCGAUUUUGUGAAUUUCGCCAAUCUGCCGGUGCCGAGGCGAAAAUCGAAAGAUUCACAGCAUGGCACCCAGUGCGCCGGCUUGGUGUCAAUGAUGGGCCACCAAUGCGGUCUUGGUGUCGGGCAUGGCGCGAAUUUGGGCGGCAUUCGAUUAUUGGGCAGCGAGCUGCUUGACGAUGCCUUAGAAGGCGACGCAUUGGCAUUCAAAAAGGAUCAUAUUGACGUCUAUUCGAUUAGUUGGGGACCACGCGACGAUGGAACGUCGGCGGAGAAGCCGCAAAAAUUCACGGCGGACGCGAUCGAGUUCGGCGCGAGAAAGGGACGGCGUGGCCUCGGAAAUGUCUUCGUGUGGGCUAGUGGAAAUGGAGGCCGAAACGGCGAUAAUUGUGCACUAGACGGAUAUGUCAAUAACGAAUAUACGUUGAGUUUCGGCGUGGUGAACGCCGACGGCUCUUCGGCGAGCUACGCGGAAGGCUGCUCGGCAGUCAUCGCCGCCGUUUCCGGAGGCGACGCGGCGAUCGCGACGACGGGCUUCAAUCAAACGUGCGCCAGCAUUUCAGGAUCCAGUGCUGGCGCUGCCAUCGCCGCUGGCGUUAUCGCAUUGGCCAUUCAGGCAAACCCAUCGAUGUCUCAACGCGACAUUCAACAUCUGAUAGCGAUCGCCUCGAAUCCGGACGCGAUUCGGAAUGUCGAAUGGCAUCGGAAUGGAGCCGGCUAUCGAUUCAACAGUCAUGUCGGAUUCGGAUUGCUCGACGCUGAGAAGAUGGUAAGGCUCGCCAAACAUUGGGUGGGAAUCGGGCCCGAGUUGGCGUGUCGUGAGGAUUUGGUCCAAACCAACAUCACCGCAUUCCAUUCAAUCGAGCUCGGCGUCCCAUUCAAUGGCUGCUCGGUCGGCCAUAUUGAGCGCGUCGUCGUUGCGAUGAGCCUCAUUCAUUCUCGCCGCGGCCAGCUGUCCGUCUGGCUCCGCAGCCCAACGGGUACGGUAAGCCGAUUGUUGGCUCCGAGACCGCUCGACGAUCAAGCCAAUCUGCUCAAUUGGCAAUUUGUGAGCACCCACUUUUUCGGUGAAUCUCCCGAAGGCGAUUGGAGCGUUCUCGUCAGCUCCGAGACGCCUCUUCAAUUUCGCGUCGAGAACCUAUCGCUGAAAGUGGCGGGAAGUCGAAUUUAUAAAUAA